AGUCUCUCUUCUUCCCCCAACCAAACCCAAAAAAACACAUUUGACACAAAGAGAGAGAGACUCUUCUAACGUGCGCAGCUCUCUCUCCCAAAUCUUAUCCUACGCCGCACCACCAUCUUCUUCUCCGGCGAAAAACAAAAGAAAAAAACCACCACCAUGGGGAAAGGCCGUGCUCUUUCGGACGGAGUGAUAAAGAAGAUCAUCCUCUCAUACACCUAUGUCGCAAUCUGGAUCUUCCUCAGCUUCACAGUCAUCGUCUACAACAAGUACAUCCUCGACAAGAAGAUGUACAAUUGGCCAUUCCCAAUCACUCUCACCAUGAUUCACAUGGGCUUUUGCUCUUCCUUAGCCGUCAUUCUCAUCAAAGUCUUCAAAGUCGUCGAGCCUGUCUCAAUGUCUCGCGAGACUUAUCUCAGAUCCGUCGUACCAAUCGGCGCGUUGUACUCACUCUCCCUCUGGUUAUCAAACUCUGCUUACAUUUACCUCUCCGUCUCCUUCAUUCAAAUGCUCAAAGCCCUGAUGCCUGUAGCAGUUUACUCGAUCGGGGUCUUGUUAAAGAAAGAGACUUUCAAAUCUCAGACUAUGACUAACAUGCUCUCGAUCUCGUUUGGUGUUGCUAUUGCUGCUUACGGUGAAGCCAAGUUUGAUGGUUGGGGUGUUUUUCUUCAGCUUGGUGCUGUUGCUUUUGAAGCUACGAGGUUGGUUUUGAUUCAGAUCUUGCUUACUUCUAAAGGAAUCAACCUUAAUCCAAUCACUUCUNUCUCUUCUUCCCCCAACCAAACCCAAAAAAACACAUUUGACACAAAGAGAGAGAGACUCUUCUAA
Camelina sativa (false flax) is the source of this 825-nucleotide messenger RNA. NCBI's taxonomy places the organism in Eukaryota, Viridiplantae, Streptophyta, Magnoliopsida, Brassicales, Brassicaceae. The record is from RefSeq and is a predicted model, not a curated record.